AUGCUGGUAUCCUUGCCAAAAGCGGCAGAUGCCUUGGCGGCAAGCGGCUUGUCGUCCGCUACGUAUUCGGAUAUCGAACCGAAUCCCACGGACAUCAGUGUUACACAGGGUGUAGAAGUUUACAAAGCUGAGGCGUGUGAUGUCGUCAUCGCUGUCGGAGGCGGAAGUGUGAUGGAUGCCGCCAAAGCUAUCCGUCUCUUGGCGACCCAUGAACCACCCGCUGGCGAGGUUUCCAACCUCGCUCCAUAUUACGCUGAUGUUGGUGGCGUCGAGCGAAUCCGAGGCGAUAUGCCACCGCUGAUAUGUGUACCAACGACUGCCGGUACCGGCAGUGAGGUGUCACAAGGCUCAAUCAUAACGGAUACAUCUCUACAGACAACCGAUCGAUGGCGGAAGCGUGCAAUCGUUACACCCUUCAACAUGGCGAACAUAGCACUCCUUGAUCCGGGAAUAACCCUUGGCAUGCCAUCUGCCCUUACUGCCGCGACAGGUAUGGAUGCCAUCACACACGGUAUCGAGGCGUAUGUGGCGACGAAGUACCACCCUAUUGCUGAGGGGGUUGCAUUGCAGGCACUCAGAAUGUUGAGCGCGAAUAUCCAACAGGUCUAUCACAAUGGUGAGGAUGUAACCGCACGGGGGGAAAUGCUUUUCGGAUCAUGCAUGGCAGCAUUUUCGUUCCAGAAGGGGCUCGGCGCGGUCCAUUCGCUGGCGCAUCAACUCUCUACAGAUGCGCCUAUUCCGCAUGGUAUAGCGAACGCGAUCCUUCUCCCUCCUGUUAUGGAAUUUAACUUUUCUCAUGCAAACGAGAAAUAUGCAGAAGUCGCGCGUGCUUUAGGUAUAGACACCAGGGACAUGGAGAUCGACGAAGCAGGGUAUGCUGCUAUUGAUAAAAUCAGGGCAUUCAACGCUGAGCUGAAGAUGCCCGCAGGACUUGGAGAUGCUGGUUUAGACCGGGGAAAGAUUCCAAAACUCGGCGCGGAUGCAAUGCUUGAUCACUGCCACAAAUUCAAUCCGAGGGUGUGUACGGAAGAGGAUAUGGUGGCUUUGUUUGAAGCGGCGUUCUAA
Geodia barretti is the source of this 1065-nucleotide messenger RNA. The record is from the annotation of a GenBank genome assembly. NCBI's taxonomy places the organism in Eukaryota, Metazoa, Porifera, Demospongiae, Tetractinellida, Geodiidae.